AUGAAUUUCCAGUUCCAGGCUAACCCCGACUACCAGAUGAGCGGAGACGACACUCAGCACAUCCAGCAGUUCUAUGAUCUCUUGACCGGCUCCAUGGAGAUCAUCCGAGGAUGGGCAGAAAAAAUUCCCGGCUUCACCGAUCUCCCUAAAACCGACCAGGACCUGCUCUUUGAAUCCGCCUUCCUGGAGCUCUUUGUGCUGUGUACAGGUAAGCGGUCAAACCCAGUGGAGGGCAAGCUUAUCUUCUGCAACGGGGUGGUCCUGCACCGGUUGCAGUGCGUCCGUGGCUUUGGGGAGUGGAUCGAUUCCAUUGUUGAAUUUUCCUCCAACUUGCAAAACAUGAACAUCGAUAUCUCUGCCUUCUCUUGCAUCGCUGCCCUGGCUAUGGUCACAGAGAGGCACGGGCUUAAGGAACCCAAGAGGGUGGAAGAACUUCAGAACAAGAUUGUAAAUUGUCUCAAAGACCAUGUGACUUUUAAUAACGGGGGGCUGAAUCGCCCCAACUAUUUGUCCAAACUCUUGGGGAAGCUCCCCGAACUCCGCACGCUUUGCACGCAGGGGCUGCAGCGCAUUUUCUACCUGAAACUGGAAGAUUUGGUGCCACCACCAGCAAUAAUCGACAAACUUUUUCUGGACACUUUACCUUUUUAA
Messenger RNA from Tauraco erythrolophus (red-crested turaco), 651 nucleotides. Lineage: Eukaryota; Metazoa; Chordata; Aves; Musophagiformes; Musophagidae. The record is from RefSeq and is a predicted model, not a curated record.